GAAUGAGAGGGUCAGAGAGGAGCCACCACUUCCACCGCCACCACCGUCACCAUCACCACACACAACUUCUCCAACAGUCACGCGCGUGGACCUACAGGCUGCUCUGCGUCUCUCCCCGCAUAUGGCUGCGUAGAUCCCGCACACCAAAGUUGCGCAGAGCGAAGGCAGCGGAGUUUUCUGCGCGAGGAAACAUGGACCAUUUAAUGAGGAGCAGAGCGCGCAGGAGAAUAGCGCAGUUUCUUUUCAUCCUGUUCCACGUGACAGCGACACGAGCUGCUGAUCCCAUUGAUGUUCUGCGAGUGCUGGAGCUGUCAGAGAACAUGGAGGGCGUGUCCUUGGAGGCCGGUUUCUGCACCAGCAGGAAGGGGGCGGAGGAGACGGACCUGGCCUAUAAGGUGGACAAAAAGAUUCAACUCAGUGCUCCCACCAAGCAGCUCUUCCCUGAUUCCACAUUUCCUGAGACCUUCUCAUUGAUGGCCACGCUUCGAGCUAAAAAGGGCUCCCAGUUUUUCCUGCUCUCGGUGUACGAUGACCAGGGCGUGCAGCAGCUGGGGCUGGAGGUGGGCCGCUCGCCGGUCUUCCUUUACGAGGAUCAACACGGGCAACCGCCACCGGAGAUUUACCCCAUCUUCAAGAAGAUCAAUCUCGCCGACGGAAAAUGGCACCGGAUCGCCUACAGUGUGCAGAACAAGUCCGUGACCCUCUACCUGGACUGUCACAAGGUAGAGACACUGGAUCUGCUGCGAGGGGACAAUGCCGUCGUCAGCACGGAGGGCGUCACGGUGUUUGGGACGCGACUGCUGGACGAACACGUGUUCGAGGGGGAAAUUCAGCAACUACUGAUCGCACGGGACGCAGAGGACGCCGCCAACUACUGUGUAAACUACAUACCAGACUGUGACUCUGCUUUGCCCUACAACAGCCAAGCACUGCAUCUGCAGGAGAAGUCUCCACUUAGUUCUGAUGCCUUCAUGCAAAGCUCCCAGCCGGACGAAGCGAAGGACGGGACGAAAAAGGACAGGAAGGGCAAGAAGAACAAAAAGAAGAGAGACAAGGGCAAACGCAAAGGCAAGGGCAGAAAGAAGGGAUCCAGGAAGAAGAAGCAUGAAGAGGAGGUCCUCCUCGAGGAUGGAUUUCUACGAGUUUCCACGACGCUGCCCGAGUUUCUGUCGCAGGAGCCUUUCCGCCCCACGGAGGUACCCGAAAUCGAGAGCACCCAAGAAUCUGUCCCUCUUCCCUCUGAAGUCUUCGCAGAGGCGCUCACGGAGGUGCCCACACACCAACCUGACGCCACAACCGGGGCCCCCACUGUGGCGCUGAGUGCGCUGCCCGAACCAGUGGUAACUGCGGAGGAGGACAAACCGGCGAAGGAGCCAGUGGCGGAGGAGGAGUACACCGAUGAUGCUCUGUAUGAUGACCUCUCAGUUGCCAUGGUAACCGUGGGCCCCAAUGUGACAGAUUACGAGGUUCUUGAAUAUGACGAUUACAAGAACGAGACCGAGUCAGACUACGAGGAAUACGAAGCGUACUCGGACGGAGACGGAUUUGGCUUCGCGGAGCGAGAGGGAGCCGACACUUGGGAUGGAGAGGCCAGACCCAGAGGAGAGAAAGGCCAGAAAGGAGAGCCAGCUAUUAUUGAGCCGGGUAUGUUAGUGGGGGGACCGCCAGGUCUACCAGGGCCACAGGGACUCGUUGGCCCAGCUGGACCAACAGGACCUCCAGGACCCUGGGGAGAUCCUGGUGAAGUGGGUCCUCCAGGGCGUUCUGGUCUUCCUGGGGCUGAUGGGAUUCCAGGUCCUCCAGGAACCCUGUUGAUGCUGCCGUUCCAGUAUGGAGGUGAUUCCCAGAAGGGACCAGCAGUGUCUCCACAGGAAGCACAGGCACAGGCCAUCCUGCAGCAGGCUCAGCUGUCCAUGAAGGGACCGCCAGGUCCGAUGGGUCUCACAGGACGACCGGGCCCAGUGGGUCUUCCUGGUCCCUCUGGACUCAAAGGAGACAGCGGAGACAGUGGUCCUGCUGGACCACGUGGUUCUCCAGGCCCUCCUGGAUUUGAUGGGAAACCAGGAAAAAGGGGUCGAGCAGGAGUGGACGGAGGUCGUGGAGCUCCGGGUGAAACUGGCUCGAAGGGUGACAGGGGGUUUGACGGCCUGCCAGGUCUCCCAGGAAACAAGGGACAUAGAGGGGACAGAGGGAAGCCUGGUCCGUAUGGGCCUGCCGGAGAGCCAGGAGAGAAGGGAUCCGACGGACCCGUGGGGCCGAGAGGACAGCCCGGCGAACCUGGUUCUCGGGGUCUUGUCGGGCCGAGGGGGCCACCUGGUCCACCUGGACAACCCGGGAUUACUGGGACUGAUGGAGUGCAAGGUUCAAAGGGCAAUCAGGGCCCCUCUGGAGAGAUCGGGCCCCCAGGGCAGCAGGGGAAUCCAGGAGAACAGGGUUUGCCCGGUCCUCAGGGUGCCAUCGGAUUGCCGGGAGAGAAGGGUCCUCGAGGGACGCAAGGCAUGCAGGGACUACCCGGCAUCGACGGCCCGACUGGUCACCCAGGAAGAGAAGGCCCCGCGGGAGAGAAAGGAAUCCAAGGUUUACCAGGUGCUCAGGGGCCUGUCGGGUACCCGGGGACCCGUGGAGUCAAGGGAGCCGACGGAGUGAGGGGUCUGAAGGGGAGCAAAGGAGAGAAGGGAGAAGACGGUUUCCCCGGGUCCAAAGGUGACAUGGGCCUCCUGGGAGACAGAGGUGAUAAUGGAGUACCGGGCGCUCGUGGAGAGGAUGGACCAGAGGGGCUGAAGGGCCAAGCAGGACUCCUGGGAGAUUUAGGAGCUCCAGGCAUUGCUGGAGAGAAGGGGAAACUCGGUGUGCCAGGAUUACCAGGAUACCCAGGAAGACAAGGUCCUAAGGGUUCAGUGGGCUUCACUGGAUUGGCGGGAGCCGCUGGAGAAAAGGGACGAAGGGGUCCAGCCGGUCAGCCAGGACCCGGGGGUCAAAGAGGUUCAAACGGAUCCCGAGGAGGAAGAGGAGCAAGGGGGCCGACUGGAAAGCCUGGAGAAAAGGGUUCUGCUGGGCAAGACGGUGCUCCAGGAUCCUCUGGAGAACAGGGUCCUCAAGGACCACAGGGAAGACACGGCGAACCAGGACCUCGAGGACCUACUGGUCCACCUGGAAAGGAUGGAUUGCCAGGUCAUCCAGGCCAGAGAGGGGAACCAGGAUUCCAAGGCAAGAACGGGCCCCCCGGCCCCCCAGGAGUGGUCGGACCUCAGGGCAAAUCCGGCGAGACUGGGCCAACUGGAGACAGAGGCCACCCAGGUUCACCGGGACCACCUGGUGAGCACGGUUUACCGGGAUCUGCUGGGAAGGAGGGCGCCAAGGGAGACCCAGGUCCACAAGGAGCCCUUGGGAAAAGUGGCCCCGCUGGGCAUCAAGGCUUCAGAGGGAGCAGAGGGACACCUGGUGCCCUGGGACCUGCAGGCCUGAAGGGAGGAGAGGGUCUACCUGGCAUCGCCGGAAUUAUUGGUGCCACUGGAGAGAGGGGCCCCGCUGGGCCGGCCGGCGCCAUCGGGCAGCCGGGGCGGCCGGGCGGCAUCGGUCCUGCUGGGCCGACGGGAGAGAAAGGCGAGCCAGGAGAGAAAGGGCCAUCUGGGCCAGCUGGUCGUGAUGGGGAUGCUGGACCUUUAGGACUGCCGGGACCUGCAGGGCCUCCUGGGCCUCCAGGAGAGGAUGGAGACAAGGGAGAAAUAGGAGGACCAGGACAGAAGGGCAGCAAAGGAGACAAAGGAGAAGGCGGACCUCCAGGACCUGUUGGACUUCUGGGACCUGUGGGCCAGCCAGGACUGCCAGGUGCAGACGGCGAGCCCGGCCCUCGUGGGCAGCAAGGAAGGAUCGGGCCCAAAGGUGAUGAAGGACAGAGAGGCUUCAAGGGGGCGUCUGGACCGUCUGGACUUCAGGGGAUGCCAGGACCGCCGGGGGAGAAAGGAGAGAGCGGACACGUUGGCUCGAUGGGUCCCCCAGGACUGCAUGGUCCACGAGGCCCUCAAGGGCCCAUUGGUGCAGAGGGUGCAGCCGGGCCGCCUGGUGGAGUGGGUCAGCCUGGACUUGUCGGAGAGAAGGGUGAGGACGGCGAGGCUGGGAACCCUGGAGUAGCGGGAGUAACCGGACCUCCUGGUACUAAAGGUGACGUGGGGGAAAAGGGAGACUCUGGUCCCCCUGGUGCGGGCGGGCCUCCGGGAACCAGAGGAGUACCAGGCGAGGACGGGUCCAAAGGCAAUCUCGGUCCUAUUGGAUUCCCAGGAGACCCAGGACCCUCUGGAGAGCCCGGCAUCAAUGGGAUAGAUGGUGGUCCAGGACCUAAGGGAGACAGCGGAGAGCUUGGCAAAGCUGGACCCCCAGGAGCCUCUGGAGAGCCAGGUCCUUCAGGACCUCCUGGACGAAGGGGUCAUGUAGGUGCUGCGGGAACAGAAGGGAAGCAAGGCAUGAAGGGAGCCAAGGGGACAAUGGGAAGCCAAGGUCCUCCAGGUAAAACAGGCCCAGUGGGACCCCAAGGACAGCCAGGAAGAGAUGGUCCAGAAGGGCUACGAGGCAUCCCAGGACCAGCGGGUGAACAAGGGUUAAAUGGGCCACCAGGACAAUCUGGACCACCAGGACCAAUGGGGCCACCAGGGCUUCUCGGACUGAAAGGAGACUCUGGAGUGAAGGGAGAUAAAGGUCAUGGUGGUUUGAUUGGUCUAAUUGGCCCCCCAGGAGAACACGGAGAGAAGGGAGACAGAGGCCUGCCAGGGAUGGAGGGCAGACAUGGGCCUAAAGGAGAUGUGGGUGUGACAGGAAUCGCAGGUCCCACUGGUCCACCAGGACCACCUGGACUGUCAGGGUCUAUCGGUGAGAAAGGAUCAAAGGGGGACAUGGGUAUCGUUGGCCCUCGAGGAGAUCGAGGUCCUGCUGGAGCCCCAGGACUCCCGGGACCCCCGGCAACAAUGAUUGAGCCACUGCCUCUCAGGGACGGCCGGCGGAAGAAAAGGCGGCACUCCGAGCGGGCAGCAGGAGCAGCCCCAUCUGGGGAGGAGGAGGUGCAUCUGGGCAUGGAGGAGUUCCUCCAGGGAGAUCAGCCUCUCGAGGACCCAGAGGGAAUGGAAGAAGUCUUUGCUUCUCUCUCGUCUAUGAAGAACGACGUGGAGUUGAUGAGGAAGCCUUUGGGGACCUUCGAGAGCCCCGCUCGCACCUGCAAGGAGCUCAUGAUGGUUCAGCCCAGCUCCAAAGAUGGAGACUACUGGAUAGAUCCGAACCAAGGCUGUCACCGCGACUCCAUCAAGGUCUACUGUAACUUCACCGCUGACGGAGAGACCUGUCUGUACCCUGACAAGAGGAUUGAGAUAGUGAAAUUAGCAGCGUGGAACAAAGAGAAGCCAGGAAGCUGGUACAGCCAAUACAGGAAAGGCAAACAGUUCUCCUACAGUGACAGAGAUGGAAACCCCGUCCAUGUGGUUCAGCUGACCUUCCUCAAACUACUGAGUGCCACGGCCACGCAGCGCUUCACCUACACCUGCCAGAACUCGGCCGGUUGGUUUGACAGCACGUCCCGCUCUUAUCAGCGCGCCCUCCGCUUCCGGGGCAGCAACGACGAGGAGCUGACGCACGCCAAGAGCCCGUUCAUCACCGCCGUGCAUGAUGGAUGUCAGUUCCGCAAAGGUCAGGAAAGGACCGUCCUCCAGAUCGACUCCCCCUCGGCAGAACUGCUCCCCAUCAUCGAUGUGGCGGCGGGCGACUUUGGCGGCGGCCAGCAGAAGUUUGGAUUCGAGGUCGGACGAGUUUGCUUCAACGGUUAACGUUCAUUCGGAACCUGAACGGCAAGUUUUUCAUCCAAAAAAAAGAAAGAAAGAAAAGAAAAGAAACUGGACUUUGACCACUUUCGCCGCCCCGAGCAAUAUUUAUUACACUCAUGUUCAUGUAUGUGGUGGGUUUGUGGUAUUUAAGACUCUUCGACAGCCAAUGACAUCGGCUUCACAGCGGCGAGGAGAAGGAGGAGGACACGCAGCAGUGGGCACAAAGCACAUUCACCAAAGGGAAAAGUUCCAGUUAAACAUAUUUAAUUCUCUAUUUUGUUUUUUGUCACUUUUUUUUUUUUUUUGAACGUUCACGAGGACCAGCGCCACUCGGCGGCGACCGCUCGCGGAACGCGAUGCGGUCCGUCCUCCGGCGGGUACGAGUCGGUUAAGAGUGGGACUCCUCAGAUCACGGAUGAACUCGUUGCUACCUAAUGUUUUACAAAGACUUUGGACUGAAUGAAUCAGAGGCAUCCUCAUCGGCUCAUUUGCAUGUGCAGAUUUCUCCCGUAAUGACAAUCGCAUAAGUAGUCGUGCACUAGUCUGGCAUAUUAAUUCCACACAAGCCCGCCGUAAUUAAUUUCCUGUGUGCAGGAAUGAUAAAUUGUCCUUUUUACCCUUCAACUGCAGUUUUCUCAUUGAAUUAGCUUGAUUAGUAUUCAAUCGGCGUAGCUAGUUACUGAACCCGACACUUACUUGAAUGGAUAAGGCUGUUUCCUUUAUUGGACGGCUUCCCACCGCGGGUUUGAUAAUAAGCUUUUUUUUCGAGUCCUCCGUGUUUCCACACACUGCAGUUUCUCCAUGUGUCACUUUCACAUUCACACGUUUUUUUUUCUUCUUCUUCUUCUUCUUCUACUGCAGCGCGUACCUGCGGUGACAUACCUCAGCAUGUAGGUUGGGGACAUUUCAGGGCAAAGAAUUAAGAGCGAGCUCAUCACUUACACAGAGACAUAAAAAAAAAAGAAGGCGUUUCGUAAUUGCUGACAAAUCCUGGUUUCUCCACUCUUCCGCCCGGCUCCGUUUUGUUGUGUUCAGACUCUCUGUUGAAUAUGUUGCUGUUCGGUUGACAUGAUUUGCUCUUCAGUGGUGCUAAAGAAGAUUGUGUUAUUUUUGUGUCGCUGUGUUUUUGUGUGUGUGUGUGUCUGUCUGUGUGUGUGUCUCUGUGGGCAGAAUUAUGACAGGACAGGAGAGGAGAGGAGAGGAGAGGGAGAAGGGUUAUUGCUCCUCCAGCAGCAUGAAAAACAGCCAGAAGCUUCAAACUAGUCUUCUGUUUGACAAGAGUAUUACGGCCAUACUGAAGUAAAAACAUAUCUAAGUCGUAAUAUAUCAGGAAAAAACUAAUAUGAACACCUUUUUUUCUUUAGUGGCAAACGCCUCCGACGCCAUACAGCUUCAGUUACUCAUAAGUAUCCAUACGCUGAAGUGUAACUUGACAUCUUGUGUCAUGUUGCAGCUCAGAUUUAGCAAGAAAAUAAUAUUACAACCUUUUCCAUGUAAUAUUACAACUUAAAUCGCAAAAGCUUGAUUUUUUUUUUUCUUCAGUGUGUUUUGUUUUUCUGCACAUGAGAGCGAUGUUAUCGCGAAGGAGAAUCUCCACUCUUAAAAUAAUACGCUAUACACACAUACACUAAAGGUUAUCGCAACAGAAGUCGAUAAUAUCGAUAAUCGUCAUGUUGACAAUGUUCAGAUGAAUCCACACUUCCGUGUCCAGGCGAUAAUUAUUGCGAUAAUUGUCCGACAAAGAUAGAUGUUUUAUGAUUUAUGAAAAAACGCGACCAUCAAACAUUUCUCAAAUGUGAGGUUUUUUU
Solea senegalensis (Senegalese sole) is the source of this 7612-nucleotide messenger RNA. It is a transcript of the gene col5a3a, whose product is annotated as collagen, type V, alpha 3a. NCBI's taxonomy places the organism in Eukaryota, Metazoa, Chordata, Actinopteri, Pleuronectiformes, Soleidae. The record is from RefSeq and is a predicted model, not a curated record. The transcript is spliced from 67 exons. Gene Ontology annotation, molecular function: extracellular matrix structural constituent. Bases 3 to 5807 code for a protein of 1934 amino acids.